AUGGCUGCUAUCAGAAAUGGAAUGGAAUGGCUUGGUCAGUUGAGAGCCUCCCAGCUCCAUCAGCUUGCAGUUGCUCUCGGAUGUGCUUGUUCAGGCAGCAAAAAAGUGAUUGUGGAUGGGAUAUGCCAAACAUUAUCCCCGGCUCCUUCAGGUGACUGUCGGGCAUUCAACAGGUCAUCCUCGACGUCCAGACAUCCACGCCGUCAGCUCAGCAUCGUCAGUAUUGAUAUGGGUAUACAAAACUUGGCCUAUGCAAAUCUCCUGGUACGCCAAGCCAGUGACAGGUUCUCACAGAAUCUUCCGAGCGUCGGCACUACCAAUCUCCCCGUACUCAAGGCCUGGGAGCGAUUGAAUGUCUUUCCUGGCGACAGCCACGACAACUCGAUGAAGAAGUCUGCCAAAUUAGGUGGGUACCUACCAUCCAGAUAUGCGGAUGCUGCAUAUUAUUUUAUCAGUGACAUACUCGUGAAAUACGAUCCGACGCACAUCCUGAUUGAGCAGCAGCGAUUUCGUUCUGGCGGUGGCUCAGCCGUGGCAGAAUGGACGCUCCGGGUUGGUGUCUUCGAAGGCAUGUUGCAUGCAAUCCUACAGACUUUGCAGAAAGAGCGAAAGGACGAAACGAAAUUGGAGGCAAUUGUUAGCAUCAGCCCUGCUCGGACCGCUCGCUUCUGGCUUGAAGGAAGUCAAAGACUAACUAGUCAGAUUGUACCUAGUAAGAUUACUGGCCGUGAAGGCAAGCAAGCCAAGGUUGAUAUUGUGGCAAAGUCGUUCUUGGAUGGCGAAAGUCGCAUGGUUGAGAUUGGCAAAGGACAAGCGAAAGCUACAGAGACCACUUUCAUGGAAAAAUGGUAUGCUACCUCCAUGGUUGCUAAGGAACUCCAGAGGCAUAAGAGGACAACCAGGAGCGAGUCUGCAGCUACGACGCCAAAAACGCAAAAACAGCCAAAACUCGAUGAUCUGGCGGAUUGCCUACUUCAAGCAUUGGCUUGGCUGAAAUGGCAGAAUACUAGGGAUCUAGUAAUUCGAGAUUCGAGAGCAGAUGAUCCUCUAGAUGCAAUCCGGAAACGUUUGGAAGAGUUGGCGGGGAGCAAAAAUGAAUUAACAGUCUAA
Molecule: messenger RNA, 1110 nt
Organism: Endocarpon pusillum Z07020
Lineage: Eukaryota; Fungi; Ascomycota; Eurotiomycetes; Verrucariales; Verrucariaceae
Exons: 1
Coding region: 1-1110 (369 amino acids)
Cellular component (GO): mitochondrion
Molecular function (GO): DNA endonuclease activity; Y-form DNA binding; flap-structured DNA binding
Source: RefSeq, a predicted model, not a curated record